UGUUUCAUAAUAUAUUUUAGUUUGUGCUCCAACGAAACGAGAGGUAUAAAACAUUAUUCUAAGCUAUACAACUGAAAGUUGGCUUUUUGGGCAUAUUUUCUGCUGAUGGGGUGUUGUAAAAAGAUUUUUAUGCAUUGUUUAGACGAUAUAAAGUAUAAUAGUGGAGUAAUUGCGUCAUUUGUCUGUAAAAGUGUAGUUGCUGAAAAUUUGUUGGGAGAUAUGACAUCCUUUGAUGUUACUUGGGGUAGUAAACCUGCCACAGGCAAAGCAUUUGUAAGGAAAAGGAAAAAGACAGAAAGUUUGGAUGAUGGUACACCAAAAAAAUCCUUCAAACUUAGUGAUGCUAAAAGUGGAAAACAAGGUUUAGGGAACAAGACAAAAUCGAAUAAAGAUAAAUUUGAAACUGAGAAACAUAUUCCAGGUAAAAUCAAUUUAGUUAGAAAAGAAAUCAAAACGGCGGAAAGUGAGAAUACAAAAGGUGCUAAGAAGUCUUUUGGUAUGAAACCUAGUGGAACUGAGAGCAAGAAAACUUUUAUAGAUUCGAAUUUGAAUGAAAAUGUUUCUCAGACAUUGAUAAAACGCAAACAGAAAAAGGACAAACAGGCAGCAAAAUUGAAUACAGCUGAACCGGAGCAGAUCACUUCAAAGAAAAAUGAAUCACAUUCUCUAUUCAACGUUUUUCACAAAAAUGUUCGUGUGAAAACCAACCCCAGAGGAAAAUCCGUUGUCGAGCAGGUGUUCAGUGAUAGUCAGAAAUUCGGUGAUUUGGAAAUUCACAAAUAUAUUAUGUCAAAUUUGGCUAAAAUUGGAUUCACAACGCUGACUAAUGUCCAAGAGAAAUCUAUACCAGUUGUUCUAAAGGGAGAUAAUGUUUUGAUUCGUUCGCAAACAGGGUCAGGCAAAACUUUGGCCUACGCAGUGCCAAUACUGGAUGCCUUACAAAGCAUCACACCAAGAUUACAGAGAAGUGAUGGGGUGCAAGCAAUAAUCAUUGUGCCGACUAGGGAGCUGGCUAUGCAAACUCAUGAACUUUUUGGAAAAAUCAAUACUUUCCAGUGGAUAGUUGUGGGUCAUCUGUGUGGCGGCGAGAACAGAAACACGGAGAAGAACAGAUUGAGGAAGGGUGUGCAUAUUUUGAUAGCGACGCCUGGUCGGUUGCUAGACCAUAUGCUGCACACAAACGCGUUUAAAACUGACAACGUACGUUGUUUAGUCCUCGAUGAAGCUGACCAACUGCUCGAUAUGGGCUUCAAAAAAGAUAUCAUGAGGAUUGUGCAAGAGAUAGACAGCAAACACACAAGCUACAACCCUAUGAACCUGUUGAAAUCGAGUCACAAAAAGUUCGGUGAAGAAACAGAAAACAUUGAAGAUGAAACAGAAAUUGCAAGCACAGAAACGCAGCCAUUGAGAGACCCGAAAAGUAAAAAACGACAGACGAUUCUCCUAUCUGCUACCCUAACUAAAGGCAUAGCAGAGCUGGCGGAUUUUACGAUGAAAGGACACACUUACAUCGAUGCCUCGGAUGAGUUCACGUCCAAUUUUAGUCACGAUGUUAUGAUCAUUCCAAAUACAGUACAACAGAAAUUUGUGAUAACCCAUGUGAAACAUAGGCUGUUCACAUUGUCCGCCAUGUUGUUGUCUCUGACGAAAAAGUGUUCGAAAAUGUUCGUCUUUAUGGGAACGAGCGCGAUGGUCGAUUUUCACUACGAACUCUUCACGAAUUUCCUGGCGAAAAUGCCCGUAAACAGGGGCAAGAUGAAGAGCGGCGAUGUGUUGGUUUUGGAAGGGAUGGAAGACGAAAGUGAUGACGAAGAAGAAAUAUUGGACGUGGAGUUUUUCAAGUUGCACGGGUCUAUGGAGCAUAGCGCGAGGAAGGAGGUUUUCAAGGGGUUCAGGGAGGUCAAGAAGGGGAUCCUGCUGUGCACAGAUGUGGUUGCUAGAGGCAUAGACGUCCCAACAGCGGACUGCAUCGUUCAGUACAACGGCCCGCUGAAGAUCGAAGAUUAUCUGCACAGAGUCGGCAGAACCGGCAGAGCAGGAAAGUCCGGAUUCUCGUACAUUUUCCUCACGCACGAAGAACAGGAUUUCGUCGCCAUGAUGGAGGAGCACAAAGUCUAUUUAAAGCAAGAAGAUGCAGACUCUCAUCUAACAGAGUUAAGCGUCGUUAUGGAAGAGGAAGACACCCAAAAGGCCGCGAUUGCUUUACAAAAACAUUAUGAAAACGCAAUUUCCAAUAGCAAGGACUUGCAUAAGAUGGCCUGUGUUGCUUAUUGCUCGUGGUCCAGGUUCUACAACACGUUCUCGAGCAAGCUCAGAAAGAUCUUCGACUUCAAACAGGUGAAUCUGGGCCACUACGUGACCAGUUUCGGUCUCAAAGAGACUCCAACGCACGUAGCGAAAAUAGUUCGGGGUCAAGUCGCCAAAACGGAACCGCAGAAACUCAACAGGAAGCUAGCCACGCACGAGGAUGAAGAAAAGAAGCAACGACAACCACAGAAGAAGAAAGUCAAGAGCGUCAGUCUCUCCACGUCAGAAUUUUCCAGCGGGUUGCCUUUCAAGAAGAAAAGGAAGAAAAAACUAGAUAUCUAAAAUAAAUUAGUAGGUUACACUAUAAAUAUACAUAUUUUAUUUAUUAAUUUACAUGGUUUUAAUAAAAACGAUUUUUCGGAAAUUUUA
Molecule: messenger RNA, 2676 nt
Organism: Acanthoscelides obtectus
Lineage: Eukaryota; Metazoa; Arthropoda; Insecta; Coleoptera; Chrysomelidae
Source: the annotation of a GenBank genome assembly